Molecule: messenger RNA, 597 nt
Organism: Prorocentrum cordatum
Lineage: Eukaryota; Dinophyceae; Prorocentrales; Prorocentraceae
Source: the annotation of a GenBank genome assembly
GUUUGCACGCGGAGGGCACCGAGGCUCUCGGUCUGCUCGCCGCGCGGGUGCCGCGCGGCUCGGCGGGCCGCACAGAGGAGGGCUCGGGGGCGGCAAGACAGGAGGAGUACAGAGGUGGAGAAGUGGAGGGAACUGGGGCGGGCGCUCGGCUAAAAAAAAGCGGGCAGAAGGACGCGUGCAAGGCUAAGGGCGCGCCGAGGCUGGCGGAUCGCGGCGCUCGCGGGCGCCCCUUCCGGGCACCGGGGAGGGGCCGCUCGGGCAGAGAGGCGGUCGCGCCCAGGCCUCGCCCCGAGGGCACCCCUCGCGGCAGCGCGCGCCCAGCCGUGGCGGCCCGCCGCGGGAGGCCGCGGCCAUUCCGGAAUUAGGUGACUUGAGCGGGGCGCUCGCGCGGGGCGCGGGUGGCCGGCCGGCCGGCGCCGCGCCCCGCCCCGCACGGGGAGGGGGGAAAUCGGUGGCCGAGGAGAGGCUCGGACGAGGUCGGGGCGCUGCAGCCGUGGCGCGCCGGGCGUGGGCCUCGUGGUCCGCAGAGCCCCGGGGGCCCUCGCGAAAGGUCGACUCGGCCCGAGGAGCGCCGCGGAAGGGUCGGGUUGACCCAAG